CCGACCACUCAGGCUAUUUGCUGAAAUCCUUCACGUGGGUGGGGUGUCAGCUUCACGCAGCUGGGUGAAGCGCGUGGAAUGCGCGGCCCCGCUGCAGGUUGGAGUGGAAGAGGCUGUGCUGCUGUCUGCAGUCUGACCCGCAGGAGGAGAGAUGCGCUACGUUCUGGUGCAAACUGCGCCAACGCUCUGAGGAGCUGCUGCUCAGACACAGGACUCCGCUGCGUCGCUUUCCUGUCCACCUCAUUCGUUGAUGGCUUUGGGUUUGAUAUUCCUAUUGUCGGACAUGACGUGUGCGGGCGGAAGAUUCUAGCGGAACGUUGGCUCGGCUGGUUCUGCGUGUCCUUCUGGGGGAAAAGGUGCAGACAUGUACGCAGGACGCAAGAGGAGAAAACCCGUCCAGAGAGCGGUGAAACAACCAUCUGCUGAGGGUGCCAAGUCAAAUCCGUCCAAACGGCACAGAGACCGGCUGAACGGCGAACUGGAGCAACUGGCCAGCCUGCUGCCGUUUCCUGAGGAGGUCACUGCUAGUCUGGACAAACUAUCCAUCCUACGGCUGAGCGUCAGCUACCUACGAGCCAAGAACUUCUUCUCUGUCGCCCUGAGCAGUCAGAAGGGAGCCGCUGGAGCCAGAGGGAGCAACGAGAAACCAGGAGGCAGAGAGAAGCAGGUGUGCGAAGGAGAGCUGCUGCUGCAGGCUCUCAAUGGCUUUGUUCUGGUCACUACUGCAGAUGGGACCAUUUUCUAUUCCUCUCACACCAUCCAGGACUACUUGGGCUUCCAUCAGACUGAUGUCAUGCACCAGAGUGUGUAUGAGCUUGUCCAUACAGAGGACCAGCAGGAGCUGAGAAGAAACCUGCACUGGGCUUUGAAUCCUCCCCAGGCUGCAGCGUCUGCCGUGUCCCAGGACUCCCCCCAAGAGAUGGAACCUGACAGCAGCUCUUCUUUGGUCACCUACAACCCCAAGCAGCUUCCACCAGAGAAUUCCUCCUUCUUAGAGAGGAAUUUUGUGUGUCGCUUCCGCUGCCUGCUAGAUAACUCCUCUGGCUUCCUGGCUCUGAACAUCCAGGGCAGGCUCAAGUUUCUGCAUGGACAAAACAAGCAGCAGGAGAAUGGAGGGAAGGGCACGACGCAACUUGCCCUUUUUGCCAUCGCAACUCCUCUGCAGCCUCCGUCCAUCCUGGAGAUCAGGACCAAAAACAUGAUUUUCAGGACUAAACACAAGCUGGAUUUCACACCCUUGGCCUGUGAUGCUAAAGGGAAAAUUGUUCUUGGCUACACUGAGGCUGAGCUACGAGUUCAAGGAUCCGGCUAUCAAUUCAUCCAUGCAGCCGAUAUGUUGUACUGUGCUGAGAACCAUGUCAGAAUGAUAAAGACGGGAGAGAGCGGACUUACUGUGUUCAGGCUCCUCACCAAAGAGAAUCUCUGGAAAUGGGUCCAGGCCAAUGCCCGGCUGGUGUACAAGAACGGCAAACCAGACUACAUCAUCGCCACCCAGAGGCCACUUCUAGAUGAAGAAGGAGGAGAACAUCUGCGUAAGCGCUCCAUGCAUCUCCCCUUUACCUUUGCCACGGGCGAGGCCUUGCUGUACCAGUCCAACCACCCCAUCGCAGGCUUCAUCGAUGGAAGCCAGGAGAAAAACAGCAGCAGGUCCAGGAAAAGCCGAGCUGAAAGGCUGGCGAGGGAUGGCUUGGAUCCUGGUUCUCUUCUUGGGGCUUUCAUGAGUCAGGACCAGUCUGUAUAUGUUUGCCAACCAGCUCUUGAACCCAAAACAGCCUUUCAGAGCAGUUUCGUUGGAGAGCAGACAGACUUCUCUGUCUCUGAACCUCCAAGGCAGAGCCAGAGCUGGGAUGUGCCUCAUAAUGGUCUUUUGGAGCCAGGCAUUUCAGAACCCAGUGCCAGCUUUGACCCGCUGCUUGCUACCCUGGAUUCUCUUACCCUGGAAGGUCAGGGUGUGGUGGAUGCAGAGGAUGGGAGCUGUUCCAACAGUGAGCUGUUUGGAGCUUUGGAAGGGCUGGGCCUUAGUGCUGAGGACCUGGAGCUGCUGCUCCUGGAUGAGCGAAUGAUCAGGGUGGAGAUGGAUUCUGACCGUGUGCCUACGUUGGAUGACCUGUUGACAAAUGACGAAAUCCUCUCGUAUAUCUACAACUGUAUUGAAGGUAGGGCUGCUUCCAUGGAGCACGGGCGACAGGCACUUCCUAGAACAACAGCAACAGUCCCUACCACAGUGUCGGCAUCUGAAAGUAAUCCCAGAUCUGGUGCUGAUGUGCAGAUGCAUUUUCCUCACUGUAAGCCUUGCCUGGUGGGGCAGGCUCCUAUAGUGCAGCUGUCACAGCAGAUGCAGCAGCACCUCAACAUGCGAAAAGGCAGGAUUGGCCAUGAUUGGAGCCAGCAUAGUGACCAGCUGACUAACGGAGAGCUGCUGGGGCACAAUCCAGCCCUCCACAACGGACACUGGACAGCUCAGGACACUCUCAUCUGUGCAGGAUUGCAUCUCCAACACACAAACACUCAGCAUGUGGUUUUCAGCAACAAGGCCACAGAGCUGGAUGGGCAGUUUCUCCAGCAGCAAGUGCACCAACAGUUCCAACAUUACCAGCAGUCAAUAACACAGAAGCAGCUCUCCGAGCACCGCCAUGUCCAACAAAGGUCAUCCACUCUCAAUGGAAUGUGUGACGCCUUAUCCAACUGGUCCACAACAAAACCCCAGUGGCAGGAUUUUGGUUUCGCUGAAAGUCUUGGUAACGACCCCUGUUCAGACAGCAGCCAGAAACCAAACACUUCUUUGGACUUCUGCACUAAUUACGGAAUGGCAGAAAUGCCAAAUGUGGAUUCCACUGUCAGCGGACGUGCUUUGUAUGGGAAGGUUGGACAGCAGGACGGGAGUGAGUUUACAGUUUCAUCUUUCCAGCAGCAAGAAGAAGAGAUUGCUGUCCCCUUCGCUCAGUGCCCUCUCCCCAAAACAGCCCUGGAGCAGAUCGUGGGAGUUGGAAAACCCUGCAGUCAGCUGGACCACAGUGACCUGAUGAGCUCCGAAAUUGGCCACGACCCAAGUAACAGUAAGAUGAAAGGCUGCAUCCUGGACACUUCUUAUCCUGGAGGCUGUCUUUUGCCCAACGAGAAUGGAGCGGCGCCCCCUGCUGUCAAGGCGGCCAGUUCCGAGACUAUACCUCAAGUACCUGAUUCACAAGCCAGUGGCUUCUACCUCUGACCAAGUCAUUAUAAUGUAGCGGGACAGUGUGAAGAAGCAGAAACACAGAGUGACUGUAAGCAGCCUUAUGCAUACAAAGAACACGUUUUUUUUUUUGUCUGUUCUUCUAUUUGCUUUUUGUGUGUGCUGUAAUCUAACUCAUUUUAUCACAAUUUUGUUGUUUACAGUCUUGAAGUGAAGAGUCUAUGUUGAUGAGUCGAAAUGAGAACGAUGUCAGGGUGAAUUUAGGAAUGUGUUCAAACGUCAUUGACGUCAUUAACUGGUUGAAGCUGGAUGUCGGCAGACAUGUGACAACUCAAUGAGUUCAGAUGAACGGAGGGAAAUCUGAUGGCAUAUUUUAAUUUCAGCAGAUCUUUUGAGUGUAUUUUCCUUGACGAGGCACAAAACUGAGAUUUGGUCAAUUCAGAUGAUGGUUGAAAAUCAAGAAUGUACAGUGAUAUCUAGAAAGACUGAAUUUAAUGUGACACCUCUUCAAUAAGCUCCAGCCGUUCCCAAGCUGUGCAGUAUUUAUUUUUCUACAACAGGAAAAUGCCUCUGUGUUCACUUCUUCCUGUCCAUGUGGGAUGUGCAGACUGUCACUUAUUUCUUGUUCCUCCUGGUAAAGAUGUUUAAAUCCAUCUAUUAUUGAAACAGCAUGAUCUCAACCUGGACAUCUUAGAAAAAAAAGUCUACUUUUAAUUUGAAUACAUUUAUUUGGUGGUGGGGAAAAAAACUGCUGUUAAAAAUAACUUUUUUUUUACAUAAUAAUGGGUGGCACAAUUGCUGGUACUAAAAAUAGUCUCUUUAGAGUAAAUUUAACUGAAGCGUUUCGUCCUACCAUCACAAAUAUAAACAUGCACAGUUGUGUGAACUCUACUGAGACUUUAACUAGGACUGUGUGCUUUAAUCAGUCUAAGUUGGUUUAAAUUGAAACAAAUGAUAAACAUGUGAGACGUUGCUCUCCUGAGGCCCACUGUGAAGCACGGUGGAGGAUCCAUGUUGCUGUGGGCCUGUUUCUCUGGUGGACUGUGCCAGUAUACUGGUGAAACCUCAUCGCUGGAUUUUUAAUCCACCUUUUCUGGGUCAAGCAUCACAGAAAAGGCUCAACAGGCAAAAAUAUCCUGCGUCAGUUUCCACCUCAGUUCCCAGAGCUAAACCUUGAUCUGAAGAGGAGAAAGCAUCAGAGAGGGCCCAGAGGGAGGGUCAAAGGUCGCGCUCUAAACGCCCCAGCCYCGCGAAGCAUUAAAGGUGAGAACUACGUGUUCUACAAGAGCUAGCGAACCGAAUUAAUAGCAGGACACUAAUAGCUGCUCCACAGUGAAUUUGUUAAAAGCAAUCAUUUCUUGACUCGCCGUUUGUUUCUCCACUGAAUGAAUGAACUCACACUGGAGAUUUUAAAGGAUUUUCUUGCUGUGAGGUGAUGCUGCUGAAAUAUAAAUCCAAUUAUACACCUCUUUACUAGCAUUACCACUAACUUUAUAAAUCCCUCCUAGCAGUGAUGAUGAUGCAACUUAGAUCUGUAAACCUAGACGCUACUCAGAUACUGAGGAUUCAUAUCAGCUGCUUAAGGAUUUCUCUGUGUUUGCAGGGUAACAGUGAGACGUUGUUCCUUAGAAAUGCUGCUGAAUGUAGAAACUAACAUCUGACAAAUUCAGAUAAGUUUCUUCAGUCUAAACAAACCAUCCAACACAUUUCUUUGGUUAGCCCGUCCAUCACACUGUGAGAAUGUUGUGUUUUAGCAGUAAGAAUAUUCUCUCAAUGUUUGGCAUUGAGAGAAUAUGGAUGGAGAAAAUGGUGAAUAGAAAUUCUGAGCACUUUAUUUCAAGCAGUCACUAAAUGGAGGUGUUAUAAUGCUUCAAUAGAACUUGAGCUUUUUCUGUUAGAUUUUCUUUUUUUUUGUGUGUUGCAAACAGUUGGAUGUGUUUUCCUCCUGUCCCUGUAAUUCCUACCACUGCUGGAUGUUUGAGGAAAUUAUCUGUAGAAGGAAAUCAGAAAAUGCUCCUUCUCUUCUGACAUGGAGUAGCUCUUGCUCUCCAGAAAGACUCAUUAAGUCCAGACACAUCAGUUAAAAACCCUUUUAGAAGAAUAGUCCAUCAUUUGUUUCCAGGCCAUCUCAUUGUGAARAGAUGAAGGACGUAAAACACGCUAAAUGGCUGAUCCAGUGUCUCACUUUUCUUCUUCAGAGGUUGAAAUUAAAUCAGGUGAAAACGUUCAGUCCACAAAUGGCAAGAUGUACCAAACCAAAUGGUGAACGUAGAGUUGAUGCCACAUAUUUACAUCCACAGUAUAAAAAAGACGGAACCUUUUUUUGCCCCCGUGUUUGACAUUAAAUCAGAUUAAACGUUACUGUUUAAGUCAAUAAGUAUUACCAGAAUUACUUGUAUUUGCUAAAUGCCAGAAUUCUGAGAUCAUUUUUCUUUUAUUUUCUAAAAAAUUCCUGCAGUUUGACUUACCCUUUGAACCCUAACUUGGGUCAAAGGUGAUGGGUUUCCCUCCAGAAACCGGUUCCUUCCUCCUCAUGGAACUGCUGGAACUGGGUCAGGUUUGUUAGCCGCUUUGCUCACACAAACCUUCUCAGAUCUGCCCACAACUUUGAGUCUACAGGACUCGUGUCCCUAGAUUGUACCCAAAUGAACCAGACUUAAUGAGAGCCGCAAUUCUCUUCUGUUGGUUUCACUGGGUGUUUGAGGUCUGAAUUACUUCACUUUAACUUAAAUGUUGUAAAUGAAACUAUGAGAAUCUCAUAAAGCUAUGGCAUCAUUGUCUGGACUUUCCAAUUCCCAGGCAAAGUAAGUUCAGUGUAAGUAAAGUUCUGACUUCAAAGAAAGGUAAUAUAUUAUUUUACUCAUAGAAACAUUCUUGGUGACCUUAACUGACCCCAAACAGGAAAGGUUUUAAUGUCACACUGUGAUGGAAAAAGAAAGUUCUUCAUCUUUGUGUGCAGCCUGUGUCAAUGUCAGAUUUGUAGAUGGAUGCUGGAGGGAAGCAGCGCUGAAUGUCCAGGAAAACGACUGAAACGUGUUGCUGAGAAUUAUUCAGAUUAGCAAAAGAUGCUAAAAGAGAUUUCCACUUAGUAAUUCAGUUAAUAAUAAUGACAUGCAUUAACAGCAUUAUUAUUAUUGUUUCUAAUGAGAUGGUACACACAUGUAGAUGUUAGCAAGUCAGUUUGCUAUACUUAAUAAACCUCUGUGAAAUUCUAACAAUGUGAAAAAAAUGUGUAUAUUGAGAAGUUACUGGUAUGUAUAUAAUUUUAUGUUGAGUUUCAUUUGGAGCACAAUUUUUAUUAUUUUUUUGACUCUAUCAAAGUCAUAAUUUGUUUUGUAUUUGUAAAAGCUCUCAUGAUGAAGCUGAUUCUGUGACAGCCUGAAAACAGUGCCAUACAGCAGAGCUAUAUGUCAGCAGGCUGAGUUGUUAUAAGGUCUGAAUCUUUUGCAGCCGCAGGAAGUGAGUUUCAAAUGAGGAUGCUGUGGAUCGUUACUGUGCUCACGCUGCUCUCGUUUUCAUUUUUCCUCUCGGACUAAAACCGUUGGGGCGGCUGUGGGUCUACUCACUCAUACUUCACCAUCUCUGAAUGCUCCUGUUUGUUGUUCACGUGACAGGAAGCAGCUGGAGUCUCCAUCCACUGUCAGACUCCUCGCUGUGGAUCCCUGAAAUGAAAAGGUGCUAUGUGUCCCAGCAUCAAUAAAUCAUUACCACAUGAACUGAA
Messenger RNA from Poecilia reticulata (guppy), 6893 nucleotides. Its product is annotated as aryl hydrocarbon receptor-like. Gene Ontology annotation, biological process: xenobiotic metabolic process; response to xenobiotic stimulus; regulation of transcription by RNA polymerase II. The record is from RefSeq and is a predicted model, not a curated record. Gene Ontology annotation, molecular function: transcription cis-regulatory region binding; nuclear receptor activity; protein dimerization activity. Lineage: Eukaryota; Metazoa; Chordata; Actinopteri; Cyprinodontiformes; Poeciliidae. Gene Ontology annotation, cellular component: aryl hydrocarbon receptor complex; nucleus.